UUGCCUUUGUGCAUACUGCAUCGGCGCCAAGAGAACGCGCGGGUUUUUUUUUUCUGUGACAGUGAUAGCUAAAUAUUGUGCCAGUGACAUUUUUUUAAAAAGUGAAUUAUUAUUUUAAACUGCACAAUGGGAUCACUGCCGCGCGUUUCUGUGGUCACCGGGCAAAGAGUGUCAGCACCGGCUGGACCUCUGACCAAUAUGAUGGACAAUCUAACAGCUAGAGACGCCACUGCUCUCAUUUAUAAAGAUGAGACAAGUUGCGUUCAUGUGAGCUACGCGGAACUGCAGGCCCGCACUAACGCUCUAGGCCGGGCCAUUGCCGCCCAUGCGCGCCCUGUCGGACCUAACAGGGAUGGUGAUUUCGUUAUAGCCGUAUGCAUGGAGCCCACGCAUAAUACAAUAAUGACUCUGUUAGCGAUAUGGAAGGCGGGUGCAGCGUAUGUUCCGAUGGACCCGAGCUUCCCGCAGGGCAGGAUCUCACACAUACUAAAGGAUGCGGAGCCAUCCCUUGUAAUAUACGAUAACACAGCAAAUCCCUCUAUGUUCUCCGGGUGUGGAAUACCGGCGGUAUCAUUUGACGAACUAUCUUUAGAAGCCAGUGGCUUACCGGGAGAUAAGCCGAGCGAUUCAGAAAUGCUAUUACAGACGACUGCCGAGAGUAUUGCUAUAGUUCUUUAUACUUCUGGAAGCACGGGAAUACCGAAAGGUGUGCGUCUAACAUAUUCUGCUAUCUGCAACCGUCUUUGGUGGCAAUUCCGUACCUUCCCGUACACCGAACAGGAAAGGUUCUGCGUUUGGAAGACCGCUUUAACUUUCGUAGACUCUGUAUGCGAGAUCUGGGGACCUUUGCUGCACGGCAGGACCCUAAUUAUCCUAUCUAGAGAGACGACCCGAGAUCCUCAGAAAUUGGUUCGGGUCCUAGCGGAAAAUGAGGUACAUCGGUUGGUAUUGGUCCCGACGCUACUCCGGUCUAUUCUAAUGUACCUCUCUCUAAACCGGUCCGAAAGACCACUACAAUCCCUCAAGCUAUGGGUUUGUUCUGGUGAAACUCUCAGCAAGGAACUUGCGGGACAAUUCUUCCAGUACUUCGGUGAUAAUGAAGGCUACAAAUUGGCUAACUUCUACGGAAGUACAGAAGUCAUGGGAGAUGUAACAUUUUAUGUUCUGGAACGUUCUCAGCAGUUGGACAUACAUCCUACGAUACCGAUUGGCAAGCCAGUCGACAACUGCGCCAUCUAUCUACUAGACGAAGAGAUGAACCCUGCUCGCGAAGCAGAGCCUGGCGAAGUUUGGGUUGCGGGCAGUAAUCUAGCUGCAGGAUACGUCGGCGGACAAGCGCCUGAGAAGUUUUGCUACAAUCCUCACGCCUCGCAUCCAGAUUUUGGCAAGCUAUACCGCACUGGAGACUUCGGUGUACUGCACAAGGGAAUGAUCCUGUACGCGGGUAGAACGGACUCGCAAGUCAAGAUCCGAGGUCACAGAGUAGAUCUAUUGGAAGUGGAAACCGCGGUGUCAGCCGUGGAAGGAAUCGAGAAAGCGGUGGUCCUCUGCUAUGGACUGGAGCGUGGCAACCCUGAAGUGCUCGCCUUUGUGACCAUAUCACCUGACGCGAGGCUCUCAGCACACCAUAUUGAGGCAGCCCUGAAGAACUCUCUCACACAUUAUAUGCUACCACAGGUGAUUGUGAUAGAGACUGUUCCAUUGUUGGUGAACGGCAAAGUAGACAGACAGGCUCUACUCAAGAUGUACGAGAACACUAACAACAAUGAUGACUCAGAGAUAUCUUUCGACAUUGAUUACACUGGAGUGGAAGCAGAGAAGUUGGAAGCAGCUAAGGUCCUCUUUGAGACGGUAGGAGAGGUCCUCGGGAGGGCAGCAAGAGGGACACUCUCGGUUAGAGCGGGAUUUUACGAGCUGGGAGGGAAUUCCCUUAAUUCUAUAUACACCAUCACUAGACUGAGAGACAGAGGAUAUUAUAUUGAUAUUAGUGAGUUUCUGGGAGCUGCCAACCUGGGCGAUGUGUUAGCCCACAUGAGCUCCGGUCCAGACCACGAGACCGGCGGCUACGACCACAAGUUUAAAGCAGUGGCAAUGAAUGAAGAUCAUGAGCAGCAAGUCAUCGACAUGAUCGUAUCAUCGUUCUACGAGAAGGCGGAGUUGGAACAGUUUUUGAAACACGAAAUCGAAACGGAGGACUAUGCGCACUGCAUCAGAGCUUGCUGGGCCGCGCUGUUGCAGGCUAGGCUCAGCGUUGUGCUAGAAGAUCAUUCUGGAACACCUGUAGCGGUUGCAUUGAAUUUUGACGCACGGGACGAGCCUGAGAUUGAAUUAAACGGCGGUCUUGCCAAAAUCAUGACAUUCCUUGAAUUCGUUGAGAGCUCAGUUAGAGAUACCAUGCUGCCUGAAGGAAAGGGAACGAUUCUGCACUCAUUCAUGAUGGCAACAGCAUCCUCAUUGAGCCCACAAGACAACGUGGCGGCAAUACGUGCCCUGGAACAUGCCACUAUGAGGAUUGCACGCGAUAGACGAUUCCAUGGAGUGUUCACUACAAACACAAGCCCGUUGACUCAGCAACUGGGUACUGACGUGCUAGGCUUCCAAACUUUACUGGAUUACCAAAUAAACGAAUACAUCGACCCUAACGGAGACAGAAUUUUCGGAAAAGCGCCUGAUGACAUGAGAGCUAUCGUCUGCUGGAAACCUAUUGAAUAGUUUUGCUAUUUAAAAAAUAUAGGUAUCUUUACUCUAUGGUAUUAGUAAUGUUAAGGCAUAGACUAAUGCACUUCCUAAUAGAAUAAAAAGACAUCCAAAGUAAUAGCAAUGUUAUGAGUUGUGUGAAUUCGUUUUAAGUUUUUUUUUUAAACUCGACAUCAAUUUAAACCUCUAUGGCCAGUCGACGAUAAGCAAGAGUUAUAUAAAAAAAUGUUUUGUUUUUUAGUUUGCACUGCCUAAAUAUAGGAUAUAUUUUUAUCUGCAUUAAAUAUAGCAACAUUUUGUAAUAUGUCUAUUAUUGUGAAAAAAAUACAAUAAAAUUUAUGACGCAAAAAAUCGGAAAGAUUGGUCUUAAAGUAAGUAUCCAGGACAUUCCAAGUAGUCUUGUUAGGCUUUAUUGGCUAGCACUAAACAAUUAUUAUUAAUUAGAUUAAAUAUAAUAGUGUGAUAUAUAGAUUUAGGUUACUUAGUAUUUAUAUUACAUAAUUAAAGUACAAAAUGUAAUAUAUAUGAUUAUAAUUGUUAGUAAACCACAGUUAUAACUUAUUUUAAGUUAACAUUGUAAUAAUGUUCAUAAUAAAUUCAUAAAUUCGUAAAUUCGUAAAUUACAAAAAUCUUUUAUGGCAACAUUGCAAGUUUGUGGAGAAAGCUAUAACAAUUAUGAUUAGAUAAAACAUUCCCAGUUUUGUAAACAGUGAUAAAUAUUAUAUUAUUGUAUUAUAGUGUUAAUUUUGACAGUCAUCGGAUUUCUAAAUAAGAUCUCCACAUCAAGAAUAUUGUGAUAAAUAUUAAUUUUGUUUAAUUUUAAUUGUUACGAAUUAUUCUAUAAUUAUUAUUUCAAAAUAAAA
Molecule: messenger RNA, 3560 nt
Organism: Papilio xuthus (Asian swallowtail)
Lineage: Eukaryota; Metazoa; Arthropoda; Insecta; Lepidoptera; Papilionidae
Source: RefSeq, a predicted model, not a curated record